CUUUAUAAAAAGGUGCUUUCCCCGUAGACAGCUGGCAGCCGUCUGUUUUGAGGAGUUUUUUAACAUUUUGUUUUUGUUAUUUCUCCUCAUACAGACGGCUCGCUAUCGUGCAGCCACCAUUAGGGGACUUCCAAUGCAAAAUCCCCCCGUCGGGGCUCUUCAAUUUUUGUCUUUAAUGAAAUUUUUUUUUGAAAAUUAAUGCGACCAAAAUACAAAUUAACAUUCCCUCUUGGCAUUUAUUGCCAAGAAACGGAGAAAAAUCAAUUGGCCCGGUUGAAUGCUUCUUCUUCUUCUUCUCUCAUCUGUCAUGGUUCCAUAGGCAUAAACCAGACUUUAUGGAUGCUUAUGUUUUCAUUCUGCUUGAAUAAGUUGAACGAGAAGCUAGCUGCAGACAGACGAAAAGACUGAGUCUGAGGCUGCGCCGUGAGGGGAGCUUGGUCUGAAGUUGGAGCGGGUUAUUCAGAGUCAGACACGCCGACACUUGCGGCCUAGCGACAGAUCGAUUUAGGUACUGCAUAUCCAUUCUAAUUCAGAAACUAUCGAAGAGUCACCAUGGAUAAUUGGCAUCCCAUAGCCCGUGUGUAUCAUCCACUAACAGCAGGUUCUAUAGAUGGGACUGACUCCAGACCACAUGAUAGAGCUGUAGAGAGAGCUAUAAAGGCCAGCUAUGUACCGCCCUCUAUAGACGGUGACCCGCAUUUGACCUUGUUUGUUGCUAGGCUCAACCCUGAAACAACAGAGAAAACCUUGGAAAAGACAUUUUCAAAGUAUGGUGACCUGAAGCAAGUGAAUCUAAUCCGCGAUGCUGUAACAGGCUUCUCAAAGCAGUAUGCGUUCAUGGAGUUUGAAGAUGAACGUGCUGCAAGACGUGCAAGGGCCGAGGCUGAUCAGAGUGUGAUUGAAGAACAUAUUGUCUUUGUAGACUGGGAGUGUGAACACACCCUGGAUGGAUGGAUACCCAGAAGGCUAGGUGGUGGAUUGGGGGGCAAGAAGGAGUCCGGCCAGCUGAGGUUCGGGGGCAAGGACCGGCCGUUCAAGAAACCCAUCGUAGUCCAGGCGCGAGAUGACCAUCAUCGAGAUAGAGAGACAAGAGAUGGCGAUAGAGAAGAAAGAUACCGUGAAGGAGACAAUAGGUACAGGGAUCGAGGGAUAGGCAGAGAUAGAGAUAGGGACAGGUAUCGAGAUAGAGAGGCCAGCGAUAGGAUAGACAAAUAUAGAGAUAGGAGGGAAAGAGAGAGAGAUAGAAGAGGCGAAGAUAGAGAUAGAAGGGAUGAAGAUCGAGAGAGGGAUAGAAGAGGCGAGGAUAGAGAUAGAGGAGAUACAGAUAGAGAAAGAGAUAGAAUUGCUGACGAUAGAGAUAGGGAGGAAAGCAGUAGAGUGAUAGGCAAAGACAGAGGUUCAGAGAGUGAAGAUGGAGAAAUAAGGGACAGAGAAAAAGAGAGAGGAAGAGAAAGAGAGGAUGAAAGGAGAGAUAGAAUAGGAGAUAGAUAUAAAGAUAGAGAUAAGUAUAGGGAGAGGGGCAGGUAUCGAGAUAAUGAGAGGGAGAGUGGUAGGUAUCGGGAUAGAAGGAAAGAGAGGGAUAGAGAAAGAGGAGAGAGGAAAGAGGGGAAGAGAAGAUUUAGGGAGAGAGAGAGCGACGAAGAAGAGGGAUUUGAAAGGAAAGAGGAAAGUCAAGAACCAAGUUCAAAAUGGGAUUAAUUUAAAACCAGGCAAGGAAAAAAAAUUGUUUUUUUUUUCGGGGCCUACUUUUAACAACCUUCUGCCUUGAUCUGUCACAUUGAAUAGAUAUUUUCUGAGGUUAAUUUUUAUUGUCCAGGGUACCUUUGUGCAUUGUGGGUGCAGAAUUCCUUGAGCCCCAAUAUAUUUGUUUCAACCGCUUCAUAAAGUGGAUUAGUAGAGGCAAUGGGUUGUUUUAGGCUUAUUGCUACUCCACUCAAAGAUAAUGGUAAUUUGAUAAUAAAAAAAAAAUUGGGGAGGACCAAAAUAGUGACUAUUUUGUCAAAGUCCGAUGCAAAAUAAUAGUGACAGCAUUUCAAAUUGCAGUAUUUUUUAAAGCAGGGAGCGUGACUGCGAUGUAAUGAGUAAGAUGCUGUUGGCAUAUCCCCACUUUAAUAUGAAAUUAUCAAUAUGUAAUCUCUGUUGUCAGUGUAAUACCUUGAAUGGCGGGAGUGUGUGGUACUGUCCUUACUGAGCAUAAAGAUGACUGCUAGUUGUAAUGAUUUCAAUCAUGAUUUCAAUGAUUUGUGUUCGGAAAGAAUCCAAUCAAAGGACCAUCCAGGUUUCUGUACGUACAUGUAUUUAAAUAAGAUAUUUGUGCCAAACGAUUCUGGAAGAUGUGUUGUAAUUGCUGAGAAAUUAGCAAAACCAGCAUGAAAUGCAUGGAUGAUGCUAGGUACUGUAUGUAUUUUUCCAAGCAGUAAUAACACACUGUCCUACAUGAUCUUCAGUGUGAUCCUUUUUUUUUUCAGCUUUAAAGAUUUCAUGAAUUCACUAUUUCACACAGUUCUGUCAAACUUGACCAGAUCUAGAUCUAUCUAUCUAGUGACAAAUUGACCUUGGUUUGAGAGACUUCUCAUGAAAGCAGUGUCAAGUUCAAUAACUUUCAUUAACCUUUAAAAUGUUAUUCAAAACAAGAGGCGGCUUGAGACAUUAUCACCAUUUGCUAUCGAUAGUGCUAUUUCUGUGGUGAUUAGUAACAUUGUCAUUUCUACAUUGUCACCACUUGUGAGAAAGAUAACAAUUUUGAUGUUUACAUCAAUGAAUGAACAAGAUAGACUGACAUUGACGGUUAUUUUUUUUUAUUAUUAUUUAUUUAAAUCUUACAUAUAUAUGUUUAAAUGCUCAUGUCUCAGUCUUAAUAAAACACAAGUAAAAUUGCAAAGAUAUA
This is a messenger RNA of Lytechinus pictus (painted urchin), 2887 nucleotides long. RefSeq names its product U11/U12 small nuclear ribonucleoprotein 35 kDa protein-like. The coding region runs from base 553 to 1698 and encodes 381 amino acids. Gene Ontology annotation, cellular component: U12-type spliceosomal complex; precatalytic spliceosome. Lineage: Eukaryota; Metazoa; Echinodermata; Echinoidea; Temnopleuroida; Toxopneustidae. Gene Ontology annotation, molecular function: mRNA binding; snRNA binding. Gene Ontology annotation, biological process: mRNA splicing, via spliceosome. The transcript is spliced from 5 exons. The record is from RefSeq and is a predicted model, not a curated record.